Alosa sapidissima (American shad) is the source of this 1761-nucleotide messenger RNA. RefSeq names its product abhydrolase domain containing 4, N-acyl phospholipase B (gene abhd4). The transcript is spliced from 9 exons. Gene Ontology annotation, cellular component: lipid droplet. The record is from RefSeq and is a predicted model, not a curated record. Lineage: Eukaryota; Metazoa; Chordata; Actinopteri; Clupeiformes; Clupeidae. Bases 211 to 1218 code for a protein of 335 amino acids. Gene Ontology annotation, molecular function: phosphatidylcholine lysophospholipase A1 activity.
CGGCGGUUCUUCUCGGGCUCAUAAAUGUUGUAGCCUAGCUUCAUUGUUGCUUGACGUAUUAUGUUCUAUCACAUCUCUAUCAAACGCUAUGCAAGACGAGACCGAAUUUGAUCUCUCUAGUCCUUUCAGUGUUAUAUUCCUGCAUAUGAGGAACUUUGAAGAGAUACCAACGGGAACUGGUCGUGGUGGCCGUCCUGGAGGCCAACAUCCAUGUCCCUACUGAAGACUGCUGAGGCCAAGAUCCUUGCCUGCUUGCGUAAUGAUGUUUGGGCCCGCUUUGUAACCCUCCCUGACCACAACCGAAUAUGGACCCUCACUGUCACCAACAAAACAGCCCGUCGGACCUCAGAGCAAGCCUCCAAAACUCCUCUGGUGAUGGUGCAUGGCUUCGGCGGUGGCGUGGGCCUGUGGAUCCGUAACUUGGACCCGUUGAGCCGCUCGCGGGCCGUCCACGCUUUCGAUCUGCUGGGCUUUGGCCGCAGCUCACGGCCAGCCUUCCCCACGGAUGCCGAGCUGGCCGAGGACCAGUCCGUCACCUCCAUCGAGCAGUGGAGGCAGGCGAUGGGCGUGGAACGCAUGAUCCUACUAGGGCACAGUCUCGGGGGGUACCUGGCUUCCUCGUACGCCAUACGCUACCCUGACAGAGUGGCCCACUUGAUCCUGGUGGACCCAUGGGGUUUCCCCGAGCGGCCGCAACCUGACGUCAAUGAAAACGCAGGGCAGGGUCUGGAUGUGAAGAGGACAGCCCCUCCUCGCUGGGUCAAGGCCAUCGCCUCGGUGCUCAGUCUCUUCAAUCCACUGGCGGUCAUUAGAGCCGCAGGACCUUGGGGACCAGGUUUGGUGUCGAGGUUCCGUCCUGACUUCAAGCGGAAAUUUGAGGAUCUUUUUGAUGACAAUACUAUGACUGAAUACCUCUACCACUGUAAUGCCCAGACCCCAAGUGGGGAGGUGGGCUUCAGGGCCAUGACUGAGACUAUGGCCUGGGCCAAGAGGCCCAUGCUGCAGCGCGUGCACCUGCUCCCGCCCUCGCUGCCUGUCACCAUGCUGUAUGGCGCACUCUCCUGGGUGGACAGCUCCUCUGGGGACCGUGUUGUCCAGAUCAGAGGGCAGAGCCCCACGCGUGUCAUGGUGAUACCCAAUGCCUCUCAUCAUGUCUAUGCUGACCAGUAUGAAGAUUUCAAUAGUGUAGUGCAGAGGCUCUGUGAUACUGUAGACUGAAUAAGAAGUGUGUGAGUGCUCCCAUGCAAGUCUGUUCAUGAGAGAGAGAGAGAGAGAGUGUGUGUGUGUUUGUUUGUUAAGUUGGGCCUUAAUGCCAGUUGCCAAACGUUUGAUUGGAUGCACUGUAGUUGAGUUGUAUGAAUGAAAUGUUGUACCCUGGCUGUGUGAUGUGGUUCCUGCUCUGACUGGCUAAUAAUUGUAUUUUGGGUGUGCUGGGUCCUUUUAACUGUCUAAUAGGAUAUUCCUCUGUUCUAUAGAUGCACAUAUCUCAUGUCUGAAGAUGUCUCUGUUUAACACUAAAAUAUUAACCACAGGACACAUGGUGCUUAUUUAUACAUUUAUAGAGAUUGACACUAAAGGAUGUAUGAGCUCUGUGCCAAUCAGUGCCAACCAUUAUGUGCAUGCCUCACGUGUUGUUACCUGAAUGUAAGUUGGAUAUUCUUGAAGACACUUUUCUUCAUAUUUAAUAUUUCCGUCAUAUUUAAUGUAUAAACAUCCAUGUAUUUUAUUCCACACAAUUGCAAUAAAAGUUUAUAUAUUUCA